Molecule: messenger RNA, 7805 nt
Organism: Cuculus canorus (common cuckoo)
Lineage: Eukaryota; Metazoa; Chordata; Aves; Cuculiformes; Cuculidae
Gene: SNX29
Product: sorting nexin 29
Exons: 21
Coding region: 101-2542 (813 amino acids)
Molecular function (GO): phosphatidylinositol binding
Source: RefSeq, a predicted model, not a curated record
GGCCCUCCGGGCGGGGCGCGCGGCGCCGUGUUUACGUUCCGGGUCGCGGCGCGGGCGGCCCCGGGCUGUGCGGGGAGAGGGAGCGCUGCCCGCGGCCACCAUGAGCGGCUCACAAAACAAUGACACUAAAAGACAGUUUCUUUUAGAGCGUCUAUUGGAUGCAGUUAAACAGUGUCAAAUACGGUUUGGAGGAAGAAAAGAAAUUGCUUCAGACUCUGAUAGCAGAGUCACUUGUUUGUGUGCUCAGUUUGAAGCUGUGUUACAGCAUGGGCUGAGGAGGAGCCGAGGAUUGGCAUUAACAGCAGCAGCGAUCAAACAGGCAGCAGGUUUCUCCAGUAAAACUGAAACAGAGCCAGUGUUUUGGUACUAUGUGAAAGAAGUUCUGAAUAAACAUGAACUGCAGCGGUUUUACUCUCUGAAGACAAUUAUGACAGAUAUUGGUAGAGGCCGGGCUUGGUUGCGCUGUGCAUUAAAUGAACAUUCUCUGGAAAGAUAUGUUCAUAUGCUGCUUGCAGAUAAGAAUCGACUCAGUGUCUUCUAUGAAGACUGGUCUUUUAUGAUGGAUGAGGAGCGUUCUAGUAUGAUCCCUACGAUGGCAGCUGGUCUGAACUCCAUUCUUUUUGCAAUCAACAUUGAUAACAAGGAUUUAAAUGGGCAGAGCAAAUGUACACCCACCGUGUCGGAUUUAUUAAAGGAAUCAACGCAAAAUGUAACUUCAUUGUUGAAAGAAUCCACUCAGGGUGUUAGCAGUCUUCUUAGAGAGAUAACUGCGUCAUCUGCUGUCUCAAUUCUAAUAAAACCUGAUCAAGAAACUGACCCACUUCCUGUUCUUUCCAAGAACCUAAAUGCUGAUUUGAAAUGUAAAAAGGAUCGAAAAAAGAAGAAGAGAGUGACAAAUAUUAUCUCAUUUGAUGAAGAAGAUGAUGAUCAAAAUUUGGGGGAUGCCACAAAGACUCUGAUUACAGGAGAAAGUUCAGACGGGAGUGUGGAGAGAUCUUCAGUAUUUGUAUUGCCCUCAUCUGACAGCGCUCUUGGAAAAAAUUUGAACGGAAAUGGAAGUAACCAUUCAUGGAAGAGUGAUUCAGUAUUCAUGAAUGGAGAGUAUGAAUACCAGAAACUAGAUGUGAAGAGCAUUGAUGACGAAGAUGCAGAUGAAGAUGAACUAUAUGGAAAAAUGUUGGGAAAUAAAGGCACAGAAGGUGAAACGGAAGUUUCUGGAAAGUCUCAUGAAAUAGGCACGUGCAGUUCUCAGAUAUGCGGUUGGACUCCUCUACAGGUCCUGAAUGAUGACUCGGAUGUUCUGUUUCCUGUCAGUACUGUUGGCUCUUAUUCCCAAACCGAUAACUUGGAGAAUGGAGAGGUGCAUGAACAUGUUGUUCAUGCAGUAGAACUGGUUCCGAGAAGAUCUGACCUUCCUUACAGAGCGGAAAUCAGUCCUCCAGCUCAAGUGAAUAUGUUGCCUUCAGCCACUGUGCCAGAAUCCAUGACAAUUAGUGAGCUUCGUCAAGCUAUUGUGGCCAUGAUGAAUAGAAAGGAUGAACUGGAAGAACAGAAUAGGUCUCUGAGAAAUCUUCUUGAUGGAGAGAUGGAGCAUUCUGCAGCUCUAAGGCAGGAAAUGGAGAACUGGAGAAGGAAGGUAGCGGAACAGGAGGAGCGACAUGCCACGAAAGUCCAGGCUUUGGCACGAGAAAAUGAGGUGCUGAAAGUGCAGCUGAAGAAGUACGUAGGAGCUGUGCAGAUGCUGAGAAGAGAGGGUCAAACAGUGGAAGUUCUGCCAAGCAUUUGGAGUACUGAUGGUGAAUUUACUGUUCCAGAGCAAAAGCAGGUAGAAACCAAUGAGGAAUUAGCCAGCUCUUAUGAAAGAAAAUUGAUUGAGGUUGCAGAAAUGCACGGGGAACUGAUCGAAUUCAAUGAGAGGCUGCACCGUGCUCUGAUGGCAAAAGAAGCUCUUGUGUCCCAGAUGAGACAAGAACUGAUCGAUUUGAGAGGGCCAGUCCCUGGAGAUUUGAGUCAAACGUCUGAAGAUCAGAGUUUGUCAGAUUUUGAAAUAUCAAAUCGUGCUCUUAUUAAUGUUUGGAUUCCCUCGGUCUUUCUGCGUGGGAAAGCUGCUAAUGCGUUCCAUGUUUAUCAGGUUUAUAUUAGGAUAAAGGAUGAUGAAUGGAACGUUUAUCGAAGAUACGCUGAGUUCAGGAGCUUGCAUCAUAAACUACAGAAUAAAUAUCAGCAAGUGAGGACUUUUAACUUUCCACCAAAGAAGGCCAUUGGAAACAAGGAUGCAAAGUUCGUAGAAGAGCGACGCAAGCAGCUACAAAAUUACCUAAGGAACGUAAUGAACAAAAUUAUACAGACUGUGCCAGAAUUCACAGCCAAUCCCAAAAAAGAGACUCUUAUUCAGCUGAUGCCCUUUUUUGUUGAUAUUCCACCUUCUGGAGAACCAGUAAGCAAAAGCAGUCGCUCAAGAGUGACUACGCGCUUCCCCAAACUAUCUCGCAGCCAUCAAAGAGAGCCACGAAGCCUGGAACCUCAGAGUGGUGAUCUUUGACCCUUUUUCAUAACUGUGAAUACUGGCACCACAUCCUUUAACUUGUUCUGUGAUUCCUUCCUAGCCUCUAUUUAUAAUUUAAGCUCCUGAAGAGACUACAGCUGCAUCAACUUAAAUCCUGAAAAGACAUUCAUUACUAAGGGUCGAAUCCUGAUUAACUACUUGGGAAGGCAGCAAUCACUUUCUCAAAAGAAUACGAGGGCUCUUCAUGGGGCUCAGCAAACUGAUAGGCAUUUUCUUUGUUUUGUAAAGCUGCAUUGCACACGUUCUCCUUUGUUCUCCUGAAGUUCUUCUGUUAGUAUGAAUUCCUUGUUUGUCUUGUGUUGUCUCCCUUUCUACUGUACAUUUUUCUGUUCCAGAGAGACAUGGGUAUCAUGUCAAGACAAUUUUUUCUCCUUUAGAAGAAUGGUUCUGAUUAUCACUACUUAAUAUGUCAGAAGAAUGUGCUUAAAAGAACCUCACUAAUUUAUUACCUUUUGUAAGUAGAAAGACUGUUUUUUUUAUUGCAAACCUCUGACACACACAAAGGAUUUUAAAAAACUUGACAAAGUAGAUGACAAAGGGAAAAACAUUACAGGUGGAAAAAUAGCUUUUGUACAUUCCUAGUUAAAUAUUCUCAAUAGCUUUCAUUUGUGGGAAGUAAUUCUUAAAAAAUUGGAGAAUGUAAUAAUUUUUUAGUGAAAUUUCAGUCUUGCUGUAAGGCUGGGUGCAAUAAAAUUGAUUUCUACAAACCACCACAAGGAUACACAAAAUUAGCAUGACACAAAAUAGUGCUUUCAAGUCUUGGGUUAUGUGUUGUUAUUAAUUUGUUGCUGAUGUUACAGACGGUCCAUCCUUGGCACGGCAUUUUUACUCUGACUUUGUAAAACCCUCCACGUGGUGAUACUUAAAAAUUGCCUGUAAUGAAAGUGCCUGUUACCCAUCACCUCCUAUUGAAAAGUAAUUUGUAAUGAUACUACUGUAAAAGUAACUAAAGAAAUCGACAGGAAUUAUUACAAGUGAUGGAAGUCCUGACAUGGAUUAACUGGAAUCCAGUUCAGUAUCCAUUAGCUGCACUGCUGUAGGCAGUUAAUUAUAUGUUAGCUAUCUUCUUCUCUUCAUUAAGUUUAAGCAGUGUACAUUCAAAUUUUCUAUCAAUUGUAUUCUGGUUUUCCAUUGUGUAAGAACAUUUCUUCUCAGAAGUCUUUUUGGAUAAUGUUACAUAAAUUGACGUAUCUUGUAAUUCUAUUAUCUGUUCAUUAUAUUAAAUUCUCAUGUCAGUAGAUACUGAAAUCUAAUAUUACCCUGCAGAAAAAACAAGCUGAUGAUUAAUAACAGAUUUUUUUACCUCAAUGCUUUACUGAAGUUCUGGCAAACUGGAACUUCUGUUCUGCAAACCUGUGACCAUCGUGUACUGUUAAGUCAGGGAAGUGGCACUUCUUGAGCGAGCAGCGCUUAGUUACGGGCAGUGGGUAGCAGCAGUGGGCUGGCGCCUCACGGUGAGCCCCAGGUGCUCGGUUCCUGCCAGAAAAAUACGGAGCUUAUAGAUUCCGUUAAGUAGCACAGUGUGGCAAAGGGGAGUAGAGUUCACUCUUCAGGUCAGAAAUUUCAGUAGGUGAAAUACCACAAUGCGAAAUCGUGUCACAGAAAUGAAACAGUAUUUUUCAGUCAGUAAGAGAUCUCAUUUACAAAAUAAAUAGAUAAAUAGAAAACACAAAGGCCAGUCUGUGAGCUAGCUGAUUAGUUUUUAUUAAAAGGUGAAUUACCGAUGGUGUUUUGUGUAAACCACAGUGGGGCAUUUAUUUAAGAAGAAAGGAAAGUGAGUAGCUUGUCAGUUAAUGCUUCUCCAAACUCUUUGGUCUGAUGCACUGCUGGUAGUUUAGUUAAUCUUUGUUGGAAAGAAAAGGAGUUAUAAAGACAAUGCCACUUUGAGACAAUUCUGAAUUCAUUUUUCAGAAAGUGGAGACUUGGUUAGUAGAAAUAUGACACGCGUCUGAACACUGAAUUGCAAGUAAAUCUGAAAGAAAACCCUGUGUGGAAACUGCCACAUGAAGCUGUAUUCAUUUUCAGGAAAAAAUUCAGAAAUGAAAGUACUCCUUAUUCAGAAAGUUGCAAACGGUAAGAAAUCUCAUUUAGCACAGACUAAAUUUUAAAAUUUUUUUAGUUGUGUAGAGGGAAUUUUUUUUGUGUCUCGUUUGGGCUCUUAGAAUUUCAUUCCUGAUGAUCUUGCUUCUUGUAAUUUUUAAUGUAUGUAUGUAGACCACAUAAAAUUACUAAACCUGUUUGCUGUGUACAAAUUGUUCUUUGUUAACUUGAGCUGAACUGUGUAUCGGCUCCUAAGGUUACAAUCUGCAAACAAUGUUCAUUUUGUGAUACAAGAUACCAUAAUGGGUGCAUUACUAAUCCAGUUAAAAGCUCAUCUGUGGUUUCUCUGAAAUCUCAGAAAAUAAUUAAAGGUAAGCCUUUCUUUACAAGACAGCUUUCCCACUUUAUACGCUGGGUUAUUUUGAAGAUAAGCGAGGUACUUGCAUGACGGCAAGUAGAUACCUAAGUGAUAGGAGUGCCCACAUCCUAAAAUGCCUUGUCUUUUUAAAGAAUUGUCUGCAUCUGUUACACGUCCCAUUCUUUUGUUUAUUUACCAGACUCACCAAAGACUGUUAAAUAAGGUUGACCAGCAGGUAUUAAGUAUCCCAAAUGGUUGCCUUAUUAUAAUAAAAUACCUGUAAGCAUAACAAUGAUUUUAUCAGUUUAUCCUGUGCCACCUAAUUUCAUGCAUGUAGUUGCAAUUUUUGUACAAAUCUCGUUUACUUUGGUACUGACCGAUAGCUCUUAAACCCUUAUAUGUGGUCAGCGGGCGAUGCACAGUGGGUGGAUGGGUUCUCGUUGGCUCCUUUGAACAGCACUGUGCUCGCUGAUGAGAAGACGGGGGGCAGGCUGGGCCCUCGAGUUGCUCCCGCAAGCCUUGGGCUGCGGCGCCGUACAAGGCAGCGCAGAGGAAUUUGUAGUAUCAUUUCCAUUUAAUUCCUGUUUUAUCUUUAGGUAUUGUAGGUUGCUAGGGCUGCUCAUCUCAAACCUUUAGUGAGUAUUCAAAAUCAAUUGGAAAAAUAAGCAGGAGCUUUGCUUUUAAUGCUGAUCUCCAGUCACAGGCAAAAUGAGCAAUUUCCUAAGAAACAUAGGGCAGGUAAGACUCCUCUGUCUUUUGUAGCUGUGUCUAUUAGAAUUCAUUAUGUAUUGACUAUGUUUUUUCAGAAUCUUAUUUAUUUGGAGAGUGUGUCUUUCAUUAUAGGGAAUGCAUUGUUAUUGCCUUGGAUUUUGCAUUACAUCAAGUUUCUCAAUAAUAAUAAUAAAUUUCCAAGGUUUAUAGGAGGCAGGAUAUUGACAUAGUUAUAAAGGCUUAAAUUGAUACGUCCGUUGAGUCACAUACCCUUAGGAAGAUUAAUAAUUCCAAAGCAGUCUUUUUUUUGUGGAGGAUAUUGUUGAUGUGAUAGUUGUAAUCAAAUUCUGCUAUCUUACAGAAUCUACUGCAAGUCAUAAAUCAUUCUGAUUGGAUUAAUACAAGUAUUUAGAGAAAGGGCAUAAUGGCAUCAUAGAUUACUGGCUCGAAUUUGUGACCUGUUCCUCAGGUGCAUUUUUUUGUUACAAAGUAAUGUUUUAUUUUAGAGAAAAAUAUCUACACUAUAGCUGUCAAAUUAAUUAAUAAGAACCCACUAAAAAUGGGAUUGACUGACUCAGAGCAGCAAGCUAAUGAUAAAUGAGGCUUGAUGAACCCCACGUGAACUAGUGAUACUGUCUGUCAGGACAUAUUAAUGAUUUAAUAUGAUAUUUUGUUAACAGAAUCCGUUAUUAGAACUUUCAGAUAUGGAUGUUAUAUUUGCUCCAAAACACACAGGGAUCUCAGUUGUGUUAUAAGUUUAGUGCCCUUUCAAAGGUUCAACUCUCUCUCCCCCAGUAAAAAACUUAAAAUGUAUUUUUCAUCUAAUAUCUUGUAAUUCUGAGGACAAAUAACGUAUACCUGUGGAUAGAAAUACAGUAACCUGCCUGAAAUGAUUAUGAGAAACCUGUGGAACAGAAAGAAAAAGACUUUUCUCUGCAUUCUGCUCCUAUAGACCCUUGCAAAUCUUGAUAACAGCACUGUACUUUUCUAGCUGGAACUCUAGGAUAUAUGAAAAUAAACAUGGUUCACAUGAGAACACAGUUUUCUCCUUGGAAACAAUAAUAAUACUUCUGUAUUGGAGCUUGAGGCACUUCUGGAAAAGUAGAUAAACUCAAGAAAGUAAAGAAUUUCUCUCCUUUAAUUUCUAUAGGCUAGGAUAGUUCAGUCAGCACCCUGCAUCAUGUGGAAUAUUAACUUGGUGAUUAUUUAGUCAGUUCAGUAGUUUCUUGGAAUUGUGUAUUGAAAGAAUCACUUUAAUAUAUGAAAUUAUAUAUAUAAAAUAUAAAAUAGGUUUAAAAGUAUCAAUUAACCUGCUUUGUAUUUCACAUAUUGAAUGGAAGAUAAAACACUUUCUACACGGUGGUCUGACACUGUACAUUUCAUUUAUUUCUUAUUCUGCACUGUGCUCUUAUGGUCUAAGUUACCGAUAACUUAGAUUAUUUACAAAAUUUCUUUCUAAAAAAUAACCAGAGCAUACAUCAAAUUAAUAAUAAUGGCUUAGUUUUUGGUUAAUAAUGGCAUGAAUUUAUACUAGAAAACAACACUGAAAUGUUUAGAGAGGAAUGAAUUUUACAUAUUUGCAAAUUGCUGCAAGUAUUUGGACAUAAAAAUGUUAUUGUUGCUGCAUCGGAACAAACGUAUUGCACUUCAUGUAGGGGAAUCGGCUUCUUUAACAAGAUCUCAGAAAUUGUGUCCAUACUGUGACAGAAAUUAAACUGUGGUGGUAGUUUUUCCAAGUGGAAUAUUAAUAAUUUAAGACACUAAAAAUUACUAAACACUGAGAUAAAUAACUAAGGAUGGUGUGUGUGGGACCAAACCCGUUGGCAACCGAAGAAGUUGGAUUUCCCUUUGCAUUUAUGGGAGGGUUUUUUUUGUUGUUGUUCCCAUUAAACUGUAGAAAGAUAGUAUUAAUUCUGAAGCAUAUAUAUGUACAGUAUUCACAUAAGUAUUAAUAAACUGUUUGUAAUAUUAUUUUAACUCAUUAUGCUAAUUGUUUACAUUAUAGAAUUUUUAAGCAAAUGUGUAUAUAUAUAUAAUUUUUUUAAUAAUUUCUUGUAUUUUUUUUAAAUAUCCUGUGGUAAUUUUGUUGUAAUCUGGUUUAAAUAUACUACUUUACCAACAAGAAAAUAA